Camellia sinensis is the source of this 1458-nucleotide messenger RNA. NCBI's taxonomy places the organism in Eukaryota, Viridiplantae, Streptophyta, Magnoliopsida, Ericales, Theaceae. The record is from RefSeq and is a predicted model, not a curated record.
GGUAGUGGUGUAGUGGGUUAGGUUUAGUGGAGUAGGUUUAAGUGGGUGAAGUAGGUGGAGAGUAGGUGGAUUUUAACAAAUGUAAACUAAAAUCUAAAAACAAAGGGCCUUUAAGUGAUAGGUCAUUUUUAUGCUUGUAUUUUUUAAUGUAUUUAAUUUCAGUCUGAUAUCUAUAGAAUUUGAAACUAUGUUCAGAACAAUUCUAUGCGAUCUGCUAUUUGAACUAAUAAAACCUGACAUUAGUUCUUCUUUAUGUUUUCUGAUGUUGUACUGUUUCAUUUUUUGUUUAUAUGUAAUAUACUCCUAUAUAACUAUAAGUAAUUUGAAUUUUAAUAAACUGCUAGCAUAGUAUCCACUGCAUAUUUCUUAAAUCAAUUCAAAAUAGUAUAUAAUAUGGCAGUUUAAAUGAAGUAGAUGUACAGAAGAAUAAUGAAUGACUUGUUUUAUGUUAAUCAGAGAUUUGACGACUAUGGUUUCUUGGUAAAACUUGUGGCAGAACCAUUAUUUGCAGGGACUUCGGGAAGAAGCCUGGGACCAGGUGGAGAAGUGCAUAAGACAUCAAUGUCUCCACCUCAGUCUAAGUUUGCAGUAAUAAUUUUGGUUUGCCACUUGAUGAGGUUAAAUUCUACAUGUGAUCUUGUGAAGUGGGGACCCCCCAUGUGGAAAUUCUUGAACAUUAUCUUAUUUAGCAAAAUUGCAGGAUGUCUCUACUUGCACAAGGAGUUGAUACUUGAAACAUCUUAUUGAGCUCGGGAUUUACUAUGUAUGAGUGUCGUCAAUUUGUUGAUGAGAUUACUGUUGGUUUUGUGGCACUGGUGAUGGAGUUUCAUGUUGUUUUGGUAUAGUCUGAAAUUUGGACGAUUUUAGCCCUCAUUGCUGAUGACCACGACGAUGAACAAACAAAGAGUAUCAUUCCACUUCCCCCUCUGAUCUCAUCUCCAUCCAAGAUCACUAGGAUGAGACACUUCUUAGAAAGUGGAUUUGAUGCAAAGAAGAUGUUGGAAAAGUUGUGGAACCGUCAGCUUGUAUUUGUUGGUGAUUCUAUUGGAAUGGGAUUCCUUUCUCUUCUCCACAUGCUCUCUUCAGCAAUUCGUGACAAGACUUCAAAAUAUUAAAAGUGAACAGAAGACCAAUCACAAAGCACUUUGGUUUCUUCUUGGUGUUCAAGUUUAGGGAUUUCAAGUGCACUACAUAGCUCCAUUUCUUGUAGUGGUUGCGGAGUUGUGCUCUGGCUGGUUACAGCUUUAGAAAGGCGAAGAAUGAAUUGAAGUUGGAUCAGUUGGAUUGUAGCUCGUCGCAAUAGAAAUGUGCCGAUGCCUUCCCUAGUUUUUAAUACUCGGCAUUGGAGUAGUAAUUAAAAGUUAGAGACAGACAGUGCAAUUUCACUGUGGUAACUAUGAGUUUGGAAAGUAAAAUUGCUCUUACCAAUUUUAUCAAAAACGGACAUUUUGAUCCAAA